Brassica napus (rape) is the source of this 1283-nucleotide messenger RNA. Its product is annotated as NAC domain-containing protein 74-like. NCBI's taxonomy places the organism in Eukaryota, Viridiplantae, Streptophyta, Magnoliopsida, Brassicales, Brassicaceae. The record is from RefSeq and is marked provisional. Gene Ontology annotation, molecular function: DNA binding. Gene Ontology annotation, biological process: regulation of DNA-templated transcription.
AUGGGUCGCGAAUCUGUGGCUGUUGCUGUAUCUUCUCCGGCGAAGGGUGCUGUUGUGGCGGCGACGGCGCUUGCUCCUGGCUUCCGAUUUCACCCGACUGAUGAGGAGCUCGUGAGCUAUUACUUGAAGAGAAAGGUUCUGGGGAAGCCUGUGCGCUUCGAUGCGAUUGGGGAGGUUGAUAUCUACAAGCACGAGCCUUGGGACUUAGCAGUGUUUUCGAGGUUGAGGACAAGGGACCAAGAAUGGUACUUCUACAGCGCGUUAGACAAGAAGUACGGAAACGGCGCUAGGAUGAACCGAGCCACUAACAAAGGCUACUGGAAAGCGACUGGCAAAGACAGAGAGAUCCGCCGUGACGUUCAGAUCCUCGGUAUGAAAAAGACUCUAGUCUUCCACAGCGGUCGUGCCCCGGACGGGCUCCGCACCAAUUGGGUCAUGCACGAGUAUCGCCUCGUGGACUAUGAAACUGAAAGCAAUGGGAACUUGGUGCAAGAUCCAUAUGUGUUGUGUAGAAUCUUUCACAAGAAUAACAUUGGGCCACCUAGUGGGAACAGAUACGCGCCGUUCAUGGAAGAGGAGUGGGCUGAUGAUGGUGUAACUCUGAUCCCAGGAGUAGACGUUGGUGUCAGGGCUGAACCGUUACCAUUAGCCAAUAGAAACAACCAGAUGAGCCAGAACUCAAUCCAGUCACCAAGCAAGGACUUCAUUAACAUCAACGAGCCACCAAGAGAGACUACUACUCCAAUGGAUAUCGAACUCAACCAUAAGAAUAACCAUUGUGAUGAAGAUGAGGAAGCACUCAAACGUGAGGAGGCAGAUGAAGAUCAUGACCGUCCUCCUCCUUUAUGCAUUCUCAACAAAGAAGCUCCGUUACCUCUCCUCCAAUACAAGCGCAGACGCCAAAACGAAUCUAGCAGGAUCACACAGGACCACUGCUCGUCCACAACAACAACCGUCGACAACACACCAACCGCUGCUGUGGCCACCAACACGGCCAUCUCUGCGUUGCUCGAGUUCUCUCUCAUGGGCCUCUCCGACAAGAAAGAAAACCCUCAACCUCCUCUUACUCCACUUCCAUCUCCUGAAGAGAAGGUGAAUGAUCUCAAGAAGGAGGUUCACCAGAUGUCAGUUGAGAGAGAGACAUUCAAGCUUGAGAUGAUGAGCGCAGAGGCUAUGAUCAGUAUUCUCCAGUCCAGGAUCGAUGCUCUGCGUCAGGAGAACGAUGAGCUCAAGAAGAACAGCGCUAAUGGACACUAAAUGCUCUAAACCCCCAUCUCUCCAGG